Messenger RNA from Ctenocephalides felis (cat flea), 4774 nucleotides. RefSeq lists its product as uncharacterized. Gene Ontology annotation, molecular function: nucleic acid binding; 3'-5' DNA helicase activity; four-way junction helicase activity. Gene Ontology annotation, biological process: double-strand break repair via homologous recombination; DNA replication. Gene Ontology annotation, cellular component: cytoplasm; nucleus; chromosome. The record is from RefSeq and is a predicted model, not a curated record. NCBI's taxonomy places the organism in Eukaryota, Metazoa, Arthropoda, Insecta, Siphonaptera, Pulicidae.
GAUUUAAAUAUCACAAUGUUUUAUUUUUUAAUAAUUUAAUUAUUUGUUGAUGUUUUUAAGUAUGUUUUAUAAUCAUUUAAAUCGUAAUUUAGAAUAAUAAAGUUUUUAAUAUUAUCAUGUCUUAUAGUUGAUAUUUUAUUUUAUCUUGUGUGAGGCUCACUAAAAACAUGGAUAAAUCAUAUCAAAAGUACAAAUAUAAAGUUAAAUUGUGGGAGACUAAAUUUAAGAAGAAGAAUGGAAGAAUACCUUCAAAGCACGAUAUUCAUGAGGCUGAAUUAGAAAUUCGUGAAGCUUACAAGAUGUAUUUUAAACUUAAAUCAGCAAUAUUGGAAGAAACACUUAUGGACAUAAGUUUUGAUGAUUUGGAUACCACAGAACCGAUGAACGAAUGUUCCCAAAGUUCCCAAACAGUAAAAGAUGCUGACAGUUCACACGAAGAAAUAAAUAAAUUACAAAAUACAGAUGAAAAAUCUCCCUUAAAAUUUAACUUAGAGAAAGAAAACACUUGUUGGAAUGUUGACAAAAAAGAAGAUGACAGAAAAGUUGAAGAAAUUUGGGGUUCACACUUGAGUAACAAGUUAAAACCGGAAGUAAAACCAAGCAUUCCUAUAAGUGAAAAUGCUACAGUUAAACUAUCUCAAAAAUUAUUUAAAAAUUCUAGUUUUUCAAAACGUAAUCCCAGAAAGUCUUUAUCUAGUCAAUCAUUAAAUCGUUCUGAAUCUAAUUUAAGUAUGUCUUUCUCUCAACCCGAUUCACAAUCAUCACAAAAUUCUGCAGUUGAAAGUUUGCCAGAUAUGGAUAAAUUGCUUUCAUCUCAAGCUGAGUCGCAAGAAUUUAAAACUAAUGCUGCUUACAGUUCACAACCACUUCCAAAAACAUUGAGGAGCAUUGAUAAAGGAUGGCUGGAUCGUUGCACUUUAUCAACAAGUUUAUCCCAACCUGAUUCAGGUUUUAGUAGUUUAGAAAGCACCUAUGAAUUUUCAAAACCUAAUGAUGUUGAGGAGCAUAAAACAUUUGGUUUAAGAAACAUAGAUUCAAAACAAUUAAAGAAUGUAAUAAAUACUCCUGUAGAGUCUUUUGGGCAAGAUAACACAGUAAUAGAUGAUAUUGUUUAUAAUAGUGAGUCGGAGGAUGAAGCUAGUGCUUUUGAAAUUCUGAAAAAACGAAAAAUUGAUUCUUCUCAGACUUCUCCAAAGUUUAAAAACACGACUUCUGUAAAAGUUCAAAAUAGUUACAUUCCUAAGAAAAUUCAAGAUGAACCUCAAAAUACAGUUAUUUCCAAUAAUACUAGCUUUGAAAAUGUUGGGUGUUUUGAAGAAAUUUCUCCAAAUUCCCAAAAGAAAAAGAAAUUGAUUUAUGAUCACAGUAUACUUGAAGUACCUGUUCCUAAGAAACGAAUUGCAAGAAAUGAAACUAAAAAAAUUAUUCAGAACAACAUGAUGAAGAUAAGAACCACAACCAAAAAAUAUUCCUGGGGAAAAGAAAAAACUCGCAAAACUGCUACUAAAACCACAACUGAAGGAAGAACUAGAGCUGCUAAAACAAAAAAAAAUAGUAACUUCCAUAAAUCUAUACAAACUCGUAAAAAAGCUUCAAAAAAUAAAGAAGAAACUAAAGAGUCCGAACCAGAUAUAAAUAGUUUAAAUGAAACUGAAUAUGCCUUAGAAUUUUCAAUAGACCCCAACAACGCAACUAAUGUUUCAAGAUUUGGUGUUCAUGUUGAUGGUGAAGUCAAGGGAGAUUUGGUAAAGGAAUAUGCAUCGGUCAUAUCGAGCAAUGCCAGUGAUAUUGUAGAAAAAAGUCUGAAAUCUGUACAAAAAUUUGAUGAAACAAAAUUACAAAAAGCUUCUAGAGAGAAAAUGAAUGAGAACUUCAUUAGGAUUGAUCUAAAAAAGAAAGUUUAUGUGAGAGGCAAAAAACCAAUUAAUUAUAGUAGAUACAAAAAAGCUAGGUGGAAGGAACGAAAGGCUGCUGCAUUGGCUGGUCCAGACAUGGAUAUGGGUGGUUGUGAUGGCGGCUUGCUGAAAUGUUUUAGAUGUGGCCAUGUAGGUCAUUUCGCCCAGCAAUGUAAAGCAAAAAUUGGUGAACAAUUACUACCUUUGGAACAAGACGUUGAGAUUUGCCCAUACCCAAGCUUAGAAGAGGCUUCAGCAAUGGCAACUGAAUCACUUUUACUGGCUCAUGCUAAUAGACCAAAUUCGAUUCCACAGGCAUCAAAAAUGGCAAUAGAAGAACAGCCAUCAGAAUCAGCCGUGGAUAUAGAAUUUGAAAGUGAUUUUGAUGCUUCCAUGCUGGACCAGUCAUUUAAUGAAGAAAAAGAAUCUGAUGAACAAAUUGAAAACAAUGCCGAAGAAGUUCAAUAUAUUAAUAAUCAAGAUGAUAGUAACAAUGGUCAUAAUACAGUUGAUAGUGAGAUAAAUGUUGUAACAAGUAAAAAUGAGCAGGAAAACACAGAUUCUCAACUGGCUCCUAAAGUGUUUAAAAGACAUGUCAUUCCUGAAGCUUUAUUAAGUCAAUUAUUGCCUGCAACUAAAGAUGAAAAAGAAGAAAUUAUGCCAUUGUAUAAUUUGAAUUCUGAUGGAACUCUUAUGAAAACUCCAAAAGAAGUUUAUUCUAUUCUAAACAUGUUUGGCCAUAAAGAAUUCCGACCUGGUCAAGAAAAAGCAGUCAUGCGUAUCUUAUCAGGACUCUCUACUCUUGUAACAUUAAGCACUGGUAGUGGAAAAUCACUUUGUUACCAGCUGCCUGCUUAUCUGUAUGCGCAGAUGAAACCUUGUAUCACUUUGGUUAUUUCACCUUUAGUAUCAUUGAUGGAAGACCAGGUAACCGGUGUCCCUGAUUUUCUUCAUGCAACUUGUUUACACACAAAUCAAACUCCACAACAAAGGGAGAAUAUUAUGCAGGCAAUUCAAUCCGGGAUGGUCAAUAUUCUUCUAGUUUCUCCAGAGGCAAUUGUUUCUGGUGAGAAGAAAACUGGGUUUGGUGCGCUACUUCGAAGUUUGCCUCCAAUAGCCUUUGCUUGUAUAGAUGAGGCCCAUUGUGUUAGUCAGUGGAGUCACAACUUCAGGCCCAGUUACUUAAUGAUAUGCCAGGUUUUACGGGAAAAAUUAGGUGUGAAAACUGUGUUAGGUUUAACAGCUACAGCCACAAGACAAACACGUGAAAGCAUAGUCCAACAUUUACAAAUUCCUGAUGGUUUGAAUGGUAUUAUUAGUGACAUACCUCUUCCCAAUAACUUGAAUUUAUCUGUAUCUAAAGAUUAUAAUCGUGAUAGGGCCUUGAUAGAAUUACUAAAAAGUGAAAGAUUUGCAAGUCUUCAAUCCAUUAUUGUUUAUUGCACACGGAGGCAAGAAUGUGAACGAUUGGCCAGUUUUAUAAGAACUUGCUUGCAGGACUUGAAACCUCCAGAAGAAAAACAACAACGCAAACGUAAAAGAUCAAGCGUUACUUGGAAUGCUGAGCCAUACCAUGCUGGUAUGAGUGCUUCACGUCGAAGAACUGUUCAGAAUGCAUUUAUGAGAGGCGAUCUGAGAAUAGUUAUAGCUACUGUAGCUUUUGGAAUGGGUAUAAAUAAAUCCGAUAUACGCGCUAUUAUACAUUACAACAUGCCUCGAACAUUUGAAAAUUAUGUCCAGGAAGUUGGAAGAGCAGGCCGUGAUGGACUUCAAGCUCAUUGUCACUUAUUUUUGGAUUCAAAGGGAGAAGAUCAAAAUGAAUUAAAACGUCAUAUAUAUGCUGAUUCUAUUGAUAGGCAUGUUAUAAGAAAAUUAUUGCAAAGGGUAUUUGUUCCAUGUAAAUGUGCAGAAACCAAAUCAUCUCAGUAUCGAAACGAAGAAGCGAAUGAAAUAAUUUCUAAUUCAUCUUUUGAAAACCCUGUUAAUACAAGAAAUCGAAUAUGUCCAGGCCAUGAAGUAGCAUUUAGUGUAUCUGAAACUGUACAAGCUUUGGAUAUUCCAGAGGAAAAUAUAUCAACACUACUGCUAUUUAGAACUACACCAAAUAUAUUAGAACUACACAAUAAUUAUGUUCACGUACUAAGUUCUGCUUAUACCACAUGCCGAAUUACUUCAUACGGCGGACCAAAGCAAUUGAGGUUAGCUGCUCAAAAUUGUCCACCACUUGCAAUGGCGAUUGCAUUAGAUUUGAAAAGAGGAAUCAAUCAUGAUGAAACAAGUAUUUUGGAAUUUAAAGUCAUCGAUAUUGCCUCUGCAAUAGGUUGGGAUAGUGGAGUUGUAAAGUAUUUAAAAAAGUUGGAGUGGUCUACAGAAAACGGUGCAUCGAAAAGAACUAGCCUAAAUGUUGAAUUUUCUGAUUUGGGUUUUCGAGUACGUUCGGCGGGCGAUUUAACAGAUGAAGAAUUAGAUGAAACUCUUGAUAUGUUAUAUGAAAGAACAUCUAAGCAAGAACAUAAAGCUCUAUUACAGCUCCAAUCUGUAUUCGAAGCCAUGACUUCGGUAUCUUUUCAAGAUUGCAGUAAUUGCUCUAGUUCAGCAUUGAUAAAAGAACGCUCGGAUCAUAAAGAUGAUUCUGUGAUGCCAAUGCAAAGUAUUAAGUCAAAUACAGAAGGUCAAAUUAUUUCCGAUGUACGAGCUAUGAUCUCUAAUUAUCCUGAAAAUAAUUUUACUGGGCGGGCCCUAGCUAGAAUUUUUUAUGGAAUUCAGAGUCCUAAUUAUCCUGCUGUGAUAUGGGGCAGAUGUCGUUAUUGGAGACGGCAUUUGCAUGAAGACUUCUAUCAGCUUAUUGCUAUUGCAAAUAGAGAAAUAAUUCGAAUGAG